Messenger RNA from Peromyscus maniculatus bairdii (prairie deer mouse), 855 nucleotides. NCBI's taxonomy places the organism in Eukaryota, Metazoa, Chordata, Mammalia, Rodentia, Cricetidae. The record is from RefSeq and is a predicted model, not a curated record.
AACUCAGGGGUUGUGGGCCCCUUGACCCCAAUUCUUCCUGACUCCUGAACACCCCAGGGUCCCUGCACAGGGCUCCUCUCCUUCCUGAUGGCUCUGCUGGUCUCAUUUCCUAGAGGGAAUCAGGCCAUGGCUUGGAUCCUGCUUCUGCUGAUGUCAGCUGCGUGUCUGCAAGCUGGUAACUCAGCAGGAUCCAAGAAUAAAAGUACCUUUGGAGUCAACCAACCAACAAAUCUCUCCAGUAUCCAGGGCAGCUCCAUCGAGAUUCCUUUCUCCUUCUCCUUCCCCUGGGAGAUGGCACAGAAUCCACAGAUGAGGAUUCUCUGGAAAUGGCAACACCUCCUUGGGGAAUUUAUCUACAACUCCUCCUCAGGUUACACACAUAAGCAUUUCAAGAACCGGCUCUUCCUGAACUGGACACAGCCUCAGACAUCCAGAGGCCUCAGAAUCCUGGACUUGAAGGAGAAGGACCAGACAAAGUACUUUUGCCAAGUUCAACUGAACACAACAGAAGGCAUGAAGGGUUUGCAGUCAAUUGCAGGGACCCAGCUGACCAUCACCCAUGGCAUCAGCACCACCAUGCAGAGCCCCUCCAUCAUCACCUCUGCAGUCACCACAGCUGGCCUGGAGGACACAGAGGGCCAGAGGAAUCCUUCACUUGUGAACCUGGGAGCCAUGGUCGGGGUGGUUUUGGCCACGGCUGUGCUCAUAACCCCCAUCUGUGUAUUGAUGAUCUUCCUCUGGAGGAAGAAAAGAGGGACAGCUGAGGACCGUCCUCAGGUCCUGCUGACUCUCAGAGCUGUCCCUGAAUGUCUGCUGCAGAGCUAUUUGCUGCCCUGGCCCCCUGAUGUUGUCUGA